Messenger RNA from Vespula pensylvanica (western yellowjacket), 1823 nucleotides. RefSeq names its product organic cation transporter-like protein. The record is from RefSeq and is a predicted model, not a curated record. Gene Ontology annotation, molecular function: transmembrane transporter activity. Gene Ontology annotation, biological process: transmembrane transport. Gene Ontology annotation, cellular component: membrane. Lineage: Eukaryota; Metazoa; Arthropoda; Insecta; Hymenoptera; Vespidae. The transcript has 6 exons. The coding region runs from base 1 to 1422 and encodes 473 amino acids.
AUGGGUUAUGAAAGUGCUCUGCAGAAAGUCAAAGCCGAUGAAAAGCCUGAUACCAUUCUUUGCGAACAAUAUAGUUAUGAAAUAGAAUAUAAGGAUUCGUCUUUCGUGCCGGAGUGGAAUAUGGUCUGUCAUCGUUUAGUGAUGAAAGCCACGGUUCAAACUGCAGUAUCUUUUGGCAAAUUCAUCGGUGCGUUUGUUUUUGGAAUGUUAGCUGAUAAAUAUGGUAGGAAGAUAACCUUUGACAUUUCUUGUUUGAUAUAUAUAAUUACUGGACCAGUCAUUGCCUGGACAGAUUCGUAUAUCAUCAUGGUGAUAUGCAGAAUUGGUCUCGGAGUAGCUGGAAUUGGUGUCUACCAAGCAGCUUAUUCGAUACUGAUAGAAAUAGCUCCACCGAGCAAGCGUUCCGCAUUCGGCGUGAUGUUCAAUAUGAGUUAUCCAAUCGGAAUGAUUCUGAUUGCCGUUAUUGCAUAUCAUAUCAAAGAAUGGAGAUUAUUGCAAUUGUAUAUUUCUUUGCCGUCGUUCAUUCUAAUUCUACAUAUGUUAGCUAUGCCGGAAAGUCCAAGAUGGCUUUAUUAUUCAAAUCAUAAGAAGAAAGCCUGGAAAAUGAUGCGAAAUGUAGUAUCAGCUGAGAAACGAAAAAUGAUUGAUGAAGAACGAGUAAGCAUCAUAGCAGAAGUACAGGAAAAAACUUCUCGUUAUAAACAGUUCAAAAGAAAUGUUCGAUACUUUAAACACAUUGAGAUGAAUAUGAGAUUACUUCUAUGUUGGUUCAUUUGGUUUUCUACGUCUAUGGCGUAUUACGUAUUAUCGAUUAUCUCUGGCCAUUUGAAGAUAAACAGCUAUCUUUACACCGGACUUUCCGGUAUAGCCGAAGGAAUCAGUUAUAUCAUAGUUAUACCUAUGUUGCAAAUAAUUGGUAGACGGGGUACAUCAUUUGUUUUACUUCUAUGUUCAGCCAUCUCAUUUUCUGUUCUUCUCGUUUUACCAGAUAUGUUGCAAAAUAUUAAAAUGUUCGUAGCUCUUCUUGGUAGACUUUGCGUUAGCAGCGUAUUCGUCGCUGUGAUAAUUCACUGCAGUGAACUUUUCCCAACUGUUAUAAGAAACGUAGCAAUUGGAACCAGUUCUACGUGUGCGCACAUUGGCAGUACAUUAGCACCAUAUCUUGUGGAUUAUUUUAUUAUUUAUGGAUGGUGGGUACCAAACGCGGUUUGUGGCUUAACAACGUUUAUCAGUGCAUUGUUUACACAAGUAUUUCCAGAAACUAAACACUUAGCCUUAUAUAAUACUAUGGAUGAAUUUUUUUCAAGAUGUAAAGCCAAUCCCAAAGAACGAUUAUCUCUUAAAAAUAGUAUAAUAUACAGUCUACUUAGAAAAUUGUAUAUUGUCAGAAGACCUACCCCUAUAAUCGUUCAAGAAGAAUGAAGAGCAAUUCCACCAUACAUUUGUCUACUUCGUAUAGAAUACAUGCUUUCAAUGUCCCCUCAGAAUUUUUGGAGUAAUGUAUAUGUACAGCUUAAAAUUUAUGAAAAUAUGUACUAUAACGUUUUACAAUUCAUAAAGAAAAAUUAUACGGAAUGCAGGAAUAUACGUUAAUAUUCCCUUUUAACUUUCAUACAAUAAAGCACUUCUACAAUUUAACGGCUUAACAAUAAAAAGUUAAAGCCUUUCUUGAUUGAAAUUAUCUUUCCUCAUUAAUUAUAAGUUUUUACAGUACGUAUGCCUUAAAAAGGAAUUGUACUUUUCCUUCUAUGUUAAUUUAGGUUUAUCUACAUAUUGUUUUCCAUGAUGAAUAAUGGUAGCAAAAGUUCCUGCAACCAUAGCAC